This is a messenger RNA of Cylas formicarius (sweet potato weevil), 1072 nucleotides long. Its product is annotated as BRISC and BRCA1-A complex member 1-like. Gene Ontology annotation, cellular component: BRCA1-A complex; BRISC complex; nuclear body. The transcript has a single exon. Gene Ontology annotation, biological process: protein K63-linked deubiquitination; mitotic G2 DNA damage checkpoint signaling; double-strand break repair. Bases 92 to 1042 code for a protein of 316 amino acids. The record is from RefSeq and is a predicted model, not a curated record. Lineage: Eukaryota; Metazoa; Arthropoda; Insecta; Coleoptera; Brentidae.
UUUGCCCAUCUGCAUUAGUUAAACACAUGGUUGGAUUGAAUUGAGUUGUUGAGUGCUUGCAAUUUUUGUUAAUUUUUGCAAUUAAAAAGUCAUGACCGAACGAAUAAUUCCUAUUCAGAUAGAAGGACGAGAAAGCGAUAAUCAACCUGAAAAAGUAGAAGCCGAAGAAGACAAUAAUUCGAUAGCCGCGGACCAAAAUGACGACGGUGACGGGGAACAAAAAUUAUCGGAAUCCAUGGAGCAAUUGGCCGUGGAUCAGCCCGUGAAAAAACCGGUAGUUCAAGUGAAGUCGCUCAACACGCAACAGGAAUACCUAAAAGAGUUCGACGUUAUGGAGAAACGCGACAGCAACGUUUUGCUUUCGGACUAUCAGUUGCCCAAUGCGGAUUCUGUCGAAAAAAUAUUCUUGAUUAUCGACAGGGCUCAAGACGAAAACGUUACCCCGUUUAACAUCGGAGCGAAGAAGUACACGCCUCUCGCGGCGAUCAAGCGGGCCGUGAAUAUAUUUUUAACAUUAAAGCACAAUAUAAAUCCACAUCAUGAAUUUGCCAUCAUUGUCUUAAAUGAAAGUGAUGCGACGCUGGUUAUAAAUUUCACUAGUGAUCUUAGGAAACUUAAGGAAGCCGUGAGCAAGAUAACCGAGUGCGAAACGGAAGAUAUUUUUAACUUGAAUUCCCUGUUCAAAAUAAUAACGGAAUACGAGCUGCCCAGUGUGAUUGCCCCAGAAAUAGCCCCUUCAUAUGUGAUGAGAGCGAUCAUUUUCUAUGGAAGAUCGUACACCAGACCACAACUUGAGCCCGAUAGUGAAAUCUGCCACUAUCUGGAGUAUCCCUAUUUCACCUGCGACAUUCUUAUGACCCACGAACCUGUAGAGGCGGGCAACAAUUGUGUCCAGAUUUUCGAGUUGCUUCAAAAUUUGGACACAAAAGGCACCGCUUAUUUUUUCCCGGUGGGCAGGGAUUUGAGGCGAUUGCAAAGGUGUUGCGGGAAAUUGUUGGCGCACCCGCUUCAGAGGCCCGUUCAAAAACUAAUUAAAAGUUAGGUUAAGUAAAACUUUACAAUUUUCUGUAUU